GCUAGUAGCUGCAGAGAAACAACCGAAAGCUUUUCACCAUCUCCUCUACAAAGCUCAAUAAAAUCACCAUCAAACCUCCACCAAAUUCAACCAAAUUUCACCUACACUUAACUCUACACUUGGACAACACUUUAAGCUGAAAAAGGGAGGAGCUUCACGGUUUUCUUCAGGCUUCAAAGGGACCGAAAUUUUCUGAUUUGAACAACCAUCAAAGUAGAUAAAAUCUGUGCUUGACGUGGCAAUGAAGGUUAAGCAUUUAAUCCUCCUAUCCGGGACUCCCUCCUUAUCAAGAUUGUGAUGGAACUGUUUGACAUUUGUGUUUUUGCUAUGUCAAAAUUUUGAAUUUCCAUUACUUGUUAAUGGAUGUGUCAAUACAAUUGAAUGCUACGCCAUUCGACAUUUUUCAUCAGAUAAAUAUGUUAUGGCCGGGCUUGCUGGGGGAGACCAAAUAUGAUUUUGCAAAGACAUACUGCUCUGUUAAACUUGUUAAUGGUUGUCAAGGGAAAGUUUUUCAGAUAAGAUGUUUGAAGCAGCAUGUGCUGGCACAGCUACUGCCAGUACGCCAGAAAAUAAUGAGAUUAGUUUUGAGGAGAUCCAAUAUUGCUUCUGCCAUGGCUGCUCUUGGAUUGGUUUUAGCAAAAUCAUAUUUUACUUCUUUCCUGGCUGCACUCGGUGUGCUCAAUAGUGACACUUCUGCAAAUGACACUGAAGAUGAAUUUUCUGAACUUCGUCAAGUUCCAUAUGUUGCUAAGAUUCUGAGUCUGAAGAUUGUUCAGGAGAUUGAAGUUCUCUGAGUGGCUGUGAGUAACAAAGGUGGGAAUCAACUAACUGCACGGCACCAUAGCAUCCUUAAGAACUGCACAUCCACUGGCAUUCAUUAUGAAUGUUGGCCUAGAAUUCCAAGUAAAUGAUGUCCACAAAGAUCAUUACAUCAGUUCUGCUUUCUCAGAGAAGCAUCUGAUAUACAAUGCACUACAAAUUUGUUGGUUAUUAAGUGAUGAGUUGCGGUCCCUAUUCUAAAUG
This is a messenger RNA of Coffea arabica (coffee), 1023 nucleotides long. Lineage: Eukaryota; Viridiplantae; Streptophyta; Magnoliopsida; Gentianales; Rubiaceae. The record is from RefSeq and is a predicted model, not a curated record.